Lagenorhynchus albirostris (white-beaked dolphin) is the source of this 4557-nucleotide messenger RNA. It is a transcript of the gene ROBO2, whose product is annotated as roundabout guidance receptor 2. The transcript has 27 exons. The record is from RefSeq and is a predicted model, not a curated record. NCBI's taxonomy places the organism in Eukaryota, Metazoa, Chordata, Mammalia, Artiodactyla, Delphinidae. Gene Ontology annotation, molecular function: protein binding. The coding region runs from base 1 to 4557 and encodes 1518 amino acids.
AUGUUAAAGCUUGUCUUCAUUCUGUCACAUUUUGUAGGAUCUCGUCUUCGCCAGGAAGACUUUCCCCCGCGGAUCGUGGAGCACCCUUCCGAUGUCAUUGUCUCUAAGGGAGAGCCCACCACGUUGAACUGCAAGGCCGAGGGCCGGCCAACGCCCACCAUUGAGUGGUACAAGGAUGGCGAGCGGGUGGAGACUGACAAGGAUGAUCCCCGGUCCCACAGGAUGCUUCUGCCCAGCGGUUCCCUAUUCUUCUUGCGCAUUGUGCAUGGGCGCAGAAGUAAACCUGAUGAAGGAAGCUACGUGUGUGUUGCAAGGAACUAUCUUGGUGAAGCAGUGAGUCGAAAUGCAUCUCUGGAAGUGGCAUUGUUACGAGAUGACUUCCGGCAAAAUCCCACAGAUGUUGUAGUGGCAGCCGGAGAGCCUGCAAUCCUGGAGUGCCAACCUCCCCGGGGACACCCAGAACCCACCAUCUACUGGAAAAAAGAUAAAAUUCGAAUUGAUGACAAGGAAGAAAGAAUAAGUAUCCGUGGUGGAAAACUAAUGAUCUCCAAUACCAGGAAAAGUGAUGCAGGGAUGUAUACCUGUGUUGGCACCAAUAUGGUGGGAGAAAGAGACAGUGAUCCAGCAGAGCUGACUGUCUUUGAACGACCCGCAUUUCUCAGGAGGCCAAUUAACCAGGUGGUACUGGAGGAAGAAGCUGUAGAGUUUCGUUGUCAGGUCCAAGGAGAUCCUCAACCAACUGUGAGGUGGAAAAAGGAUGACGCAGACUUGCCAAGAGGAAGGUAUGACAUCAGAGAUGAUUACACACUGAGAAUUAAAAAGGCCAUGAGUACAGAUGAAGGCACAUAUAUGUGUAUUGCUGAGAAUCGGGUUGGAAAGGUGGAAGCUUCUGCUACCCUCACAGUCCGAGCUCGCCCUGUUGCUCCUCCACAGUUUGUGGUUAGGCCAAGAGAUCAGAUUGUUGCUCAAGGUCGUACAGUGACAUUUCCCUGUGAAACUAAAGGAAACCCACAGCCAGCAGUUUUUUGGCAAAAAGAAGGCAGCCAGAACCUGCUUUUCCCAAAUCAACCCCAACAGGCCAACAGCAGAUGUUCUGUGUCGCCAGCCGGGGACCUUACAAUUACCGACACUCAGCGCUCGGACGCGGGUUACUACAUCUGCCAGGCCCUAACUGUGGCAGGAAGCAUUUUAGCAAAAGCUCAGCUGGAAGUUACUGAUGUUUUGACAGAUAGACCUCCACCUAUAAUUCUACAAGGCCCAGCCAACCAAACGCUAGCAGUAGAUGGUACAGCAUUACUGAAAUGUAAAGCUACUGGUGACCCUCUUCCUGUAAUUAGCUGGCUAAAGGAGGGAUUUACUUUUCUGGGUAGAGAUCCAAGAGCUACUAUACAAGAACAAGGAACCUUGCAGAUUAAGAAUUUACGCAUUUCUGAUACUGGCACUUAUACUUGUGUGGCUACAAGUUCAAGUGGGGAGACUUCCUGGAGUGCUGUGCUGGAUGUGACAGAGUCUGGAGCAACAAUCAGUAAAAAUUAUGAUUUUAAUGACCUGCCUGGACCACCAUCCAAACCACAGGUCACUGAUGUUACUAAGAACAGUGUCACCUUGUCCUGGCAACCAGGUACCCCUGGAACCCUACCAGCAAGUGCAUAUAUCAUUGAGGCUUUCAGCCAAUCAGUGAGCAAUAGCUGGCAGACAGUGGCAAACCACGUAAAGACCACCCUCUAUACAGUGAGAGGACUGCGGCCCAAUACAAUCUAUUUAUUCAUGGUGAGAGCCAUCAACCCCCAAGGUCUCAGUGACCCAAGUGCUAUGUCAGAUCCUGUGCGCACACAAGAUAUCAGCCCACCAGCACAGGGAGUGGACCACAGACAAGUCCAGAAAGAACUCGGCGACGUCCUUGUCCAUCUUCAUACUCCGGUUGUAUUGACUCCCACCACUGUUCAAGUCACAUGGACGGUUGAUCGCCAACCCCAGUUUAUUCAAGGCUACCGAGUGAUGUACCGUCAGACUUCAGGCCUGCAGGCUACAUCAACAUGGCAGAAUUUAGAUGCUAAAGUCCCGACUGAGCGAAGUGCUGUCUUAGUCAAUCUGAAAAAGGGGGUGACGUAUGAAAUUAAAGUUCGACCAUAUUUUAAUGAGUUCCAAGGAAUGGAUAGUGAGUCUAAAACAGUUCGUACUACUGAAGAAGCCCCAAGUGCCCCACCACAGUCUGUCACUGUGCUGACUGUUGGAAGCCACAAUAGCACAAGUAUUAGUGUUUCCUGGGAUCCUCCUCCCCCUGACCAUCAGAAUGGAAUUAUCCAAGAAUACAAGAUCUGGUGUCUGGGGAAUGAAACACGAUUCCACAUCAACAAAACUGUGGAUGCAGCCAUUCGAUCUGUAAUAAUUGGUGGAUUAUUCCCAGGGAUUCAAUACCGGGUAGAGGUUGCAGCUAGUACCAGUGCAGGAGUUGGAGUAAAAAGUGAGCCACAGCCAAUAAUAAUUGGGGGAAGGAAUGAAGUUGUCAUUACUGAAAACAAUAACAGCAUAACUGAGCAAAUCACUGAUGUUGUGAAGCAACCAGCUUUUAUAGCUGGUAUUGGUGGUGCCUGCUGGGUAAUUCUGAUGGGUUUUAGCAUCUGGUUGUAUUGGCGAAGAAAGAAGAGAAAGGGACUCAGUAAUUAUGCUGUUACAUUUCAAAGAGGAGAUGGAGGACUAAUGAGCAAUGGAAGCCGCCCAGGUCUUCUAAAUGCUGGUGAUCCCAGUUAUCCAUGGCUUGCUGAUUCAUGGCCAGCCACGAGCUUGCCAGUAAACAACAGCAAUAGUGGCCCAAAUGAGAUUGCGAAUUUUGGGCGUGGAGAUGUGCUGCCACCAGUUCCAGGCCAAGGGGAUAAAACGGCAACGAUGCUCUCAGAUGGAGCCAUUUAUAGCAGCAUUGACUUCACGACCAAAACCACUUACAACAGUUCCAGCCAAAUAACACAGGCUACUCCAUAUGCCACUACACAGAUAUUGCAUUCCAAUAGCAUACAUGAAUUGGCUGUUGAUCUGCCUGAUCCACAGUGGAAAAGCUCAAUUCAGCAAAAAACAGAUCUGAUGGGAUUUGGUUAUUCUCUACCUGAUCAGAACAAAGGUAACAAUGCCUUACUUUACAUCCCUGACUACCGAUUGGCUGAGGGAUUGUCUAAUAGAAUGCCACACAACCAGUCACAGGAUUUCAGCACCACCAGCUCUCACAACAGCUCAGAGAGGAGUGGCAGUCUCUCAGGUGGGAAAGGUGGAAAAAAGAAGAAAAAUAAAAACUCUUCUAAAGCACAGAAAAACAAUGGAUCAACCUGGGCCAAUGUUCCGCUACCUCCUCCCCCAGUCCAGCCCCUUCCUGGUACAGAGCUGGAACACUAUGCAGUGGAACUGCAAGAAAAUGGCUAUGACAGUGAUAGCUGGUGCCCACCAUUACCAGUACAAACUUAUUUACACCAGGGUAUGGAAGAUGAACUGGAAGAAGAUGAUGAUCGUGUCCCAACACCUCCUGUCCGAGGCGUGGCUUCUUCCCCUGCCAUUUCCUUUGGACAGCAGUCCACUGCAACUCUAACUCCCUCCCCACGGGAAGAGAUGCAGCCCAUGCUGCAGGCUCACCUGGAUGAGUUGACAAGGGCCUAUCAGUUUGAUAUAGCAAAGCAAACAUGGCAUGUUCAAAGCAAUAAUCAACCUCCGCAGCCCCCGGUUCCACCAUUAGGUUACAUGUCCGGAGCUUUGAUUUCCGAUUUGGAAACAGAUGUUCCAGAUGAUGAUGCUGAUGAUGAAGAGGAAGCUUUAGAAAUCCCCAGGCCCCUGAGAGCACUAGAACAGACGCCCGGAUCCAGUACGGACAAUCUAGACAGCUCUGUGACAGGCAAAGCCUUUACCUCCUCUCAAAGACCUCGACCAACCAGCCCAUUUUCUACUGACAGUAACACCAGUGCAGCCAUGAGUCAAAGUCAGAGGCCUCGGCCCACUAAAAAACACAAGGGAGGGCGAGUGGACCCACAACCAGCAUUGCCUCACCGAAGGGAAGGAAUGACAGAUGAUCUUCCACCACCACCAGAUCCCCCUCCUGGUCAGGGUUUAAGGCAGCAAAUAGGCCUGAGCCAGCAUGCUGGUAACGUGGAAAACUCAACAGAGAGAAAAGGAAGCUCUCUGGAGAGACAGCAAGCAUCCAACUUAGAAGACACAAAGAGCUCUUUGGAUUGUCCAGCUAAAACAUCCCUAGAGUGGCAGCGACAAACCCAGGAAUGGAUAAACUCCACAGAACGCCAAGAAGACAUACGGAAAGCCCUCCACAAACAAGGUGUUGGACCAGAGGAGACCUUGGUGCCCUACAGCAAGCCCAGUUUCCCAUCUCCAGGGGGUCACAGCUCAUCAGGAACGGCUUCUUCUAAGGGAUCCACUGGACCUAGGAAAGCCGAGGCAUUGAGGGGAAGCCACCAGCGCAAUGCCAGCGACCUUCUUGACAUAGGAUAUAUGGGCUCAAAUAGUCAAGGACAGUUUACAGGUGAAUUAUGUAAGUGCUUUAGGACGUUUAAAAGGCUACGGUGA